AUGGAUAAUGGAUCUCUUCGGGUACACGUGGACAAAUCAUAUUCCAACUGGGCAACACUGACUUGUCAGAGUAGUUGUCGACUAAAUUAUCAUCCCUCCUACAUCUGGUACAAAAAUGGACACAGGGUUUCUGGUAGAAACCAGUAUCGGUAUACAGACAAUCUGAAUCCUUCAGAUAGCUACUCCUGUGCUGUAAGAGGUCAUGAAGAUUUCUCCUCUCCUUCAGUGUGUGUCCAAGAUGAUUCAUGCAACAGAGUGAAUUACAGCAACAGAAGAAUCUGUGCAGUCAAAGGAUCAUCAGUGGACAUUUCUUGUACUUACAACAGUUAUGAAAGUCCAAUCCAAUCAAAGUCCUGGUUCUGUUCUGGUCGUGGAUCUGAGGAUCUCACAGAAGACUCCCAGUAUGCAGGUCGUGUUCAGGUGACUGAAACAGAGAGAGGACGCUCCACUCUGAGAAUCAGAGACCUGACAGAGAGUGAUUCAGCCAAGUAUCACUUCAAAUUCAAGACACAAAGCUUUGAAUGGAAGAGUAGUUUACCUGGAACAACUCUGACUGUCACAGAUGUUCAGGUCAGAGGGUUCAAUGGACGACAGUUGGAUUGUGUCACCAGAUGUGAUCCUUAUGUUUCUUAUGUCUGGUACAAAAAUGGGCAACAAGUGAAUGGAGCCAGCUCUUCUUCUUAUGACGUGUCACGUGACACUUCAAACAGCUACACAUAUCAAAGGUCAUAUGACAAUAAAAACAGCUACUCAUGUGCUUUAAAAGGAUUUGAGGAUUUUCACUCUUCGUUAGUUUGUACACAGGGUCAACGGUGCAACAAAGUGAAUUACAGUAAAAGAAAAAUCUGUGCAUUCAAAGGCUCAUCAGUGGACAUUUCAUGUACUUACAACAGUUAUGAAAGUUCAAUCCAAUCAAAGUCCUGGUUCCGUUCUGGUCGUGGAUCUGAGGAUCUCACAGAAGACUCCCAGUAUAAAGAUCGUGCUGAGGUGACUGAAACAGACCGAGGACGCUCCACUCUGAGAAUCAGAGACCUGACAGAGAGUGAUUCAGCCGAGUAUCACUUCAAAUUCAAAACACAAAGCUUUGAAUGGGGGAGUAGUUUACCUGGAACAACUCUGACUGUCACAGAUGUUCAGGUCAGAGGGUUCAAUGGACGACAGUUGGAUUGUGUCACCAGAUGUGAUCCUUAUGUUUCUUAUGUCUGGUACAAAAAUGGGCAACAAGUGAAUGGAGCCAGCUCUUCUUCUUAUGACGUGUCACGUGACACUUCAAACAGCUACACAUAUCAAAGGUCAUAUGACAAUAAAAACAGCUACUCAUGUGCUUUAAAAGGAUUUGAGGAUUUUCACUCUUCGUUAGUUUGUACACAGGGUCAACGGUGCAACAAAGUGAAUUACAGUAAAAGAAAAAUCUGUGCAUUCAAAGGCUCAUCAGUGGACAUUUCAUGUACUUACAACAGUUAUGAAAGUUCAAUCCAAUCAAAGUCCUGGUUCCGUUCUGGUCGUGGAUCUGAGGAUCUCACAGAAGACUCCCAGUAUGCAGGUCGUGCUGAGGUGACUGAAACAGAGCGAGGACUCUCCACUCUGAGAAUCAGAGACCUGACAGAGAGUGAUUCAGCCGAGUAUCACUUCAAAUUCAAGACACAAAGCUUUGAUUGGAAGAGUAGUUUACCUGGAACAACUCUGACUGUCACAGCUCUGCAGGUGAAGGUGAGCAGAAUAAUACCAGUCCAUGAGUGUCAGACUGAGGCAGAGCUGAAGUGUGAAAGCAGCUGCAGUCCAGCUGGUCGUCUUUCUUUCAUCUGGUUCAAGAACGGACAGAAAAACACAAAACAGCAAACUUCUACUUAUACAGACUGCUUUUAUCCUGGAGACAACAUCUCCUGUGCUUUCACAGGAUAUGAGGAUUACCACUCUCCACCAGUGUAUGCUCCAAAAUUUGCUUCAGUACUGGUGCUGAAUAACUCUCAUGAGAUAGUGGAGGGUAGCUCUGUGAAUCUGACCUGCAGCAGUGAUGCUAACCCAGCAGCUAAUUACACCUGGUACAAGGACAAAAAAACAAUCAGUACAAAACAAGAGCUCAUCUUCAGAUCCAUCCAGUCUUCUGACUCUGGAGAGUAUAAUUGUACCGCUAAGAAUGAGCUGGGUCAAAGACCAUCUGAAGUCAUCUCUAUCAAUGUGAAAUAUGCUCCAAAGCUUGCCUCUGUGUCAGUGAGUCCCUCUGCUGAGAUAGUGGAGGGCAGUUCAGUCACUCUGACCUGCAGCAGUGAUGCUAACCCAGCAGCUAAUUACACCUGGUACAAGGAGAACAAAUUAUUGCUUCAUGGACCAGUGGGAAGGUACCAUUUCUCCUCCAUCAGCUCUGAGCACAGCGGGAACUACUCGUGCAAAGCUGAGAAUCUGUAUGGACCAGCACAGUCCGUAACUCUAUACAUAGAUGUUGAGUAUCCUCCGAGGCUUCCCUCUGUGUCAGUGAGUCCCUCUGCUGAGAUAGUGGAGGGCAGUUCAGUGACUCUGACCUGUAGCAGUGAUGCUAACCCAGCAGCUAGUUACACCUGGUACAAGGAGAAUGAAGACUCAGCAAAAGCAUCAGGCCAGAACUUCACCAUCACUGACUUCAGACCCGAACACAUUGGGAGUUAUUACUGUGUUGCACAGAACACAAGAGGACAUCAUAACUCCACCUUACAGCUGAUUGUUACAGCAAGUUUAGUGAAAUCAGCUGCAAUUGCAUCGAUGACUAUUUUCUUUUUGGCUAUCGUAAUCCUCUCUGCAGUCAUAUUCAUAAGAAAAACGAGGCCCUUAAAAGUCAUUUUCUCCAAAGACAGGACAAACAGCAUCGCACAGAAAAGUGCAUCUCCAGAACAUGAUGGCCCUUCAGCUCCACCAGCAGAGCAGCAGGACGACCUUUGCUACGCCAGUGUCAGUUUCUCAAAGAGCCAAGAAGAUCCUCUCUACUCCAACAUUAUGCCCACUAAACCCAAAGGACAAAAUGAAGAAGAUGAGGAAGAGGGAGGGGGAGAUGUGGAAUACUCUCUUGUCAAGUUUAUUAAUGGAGCCCAAGGAUUAAGAGGUGAACAGGCUGUGGAAGAUUCAUCUGCACUAUACAGCACAGUCAGGAAAAUCUACCAUUGAGUCUGUAAGGAUGUGUUUGUAUUUAUUAAAGAGUGUUGAGCGUUUUUGGUUAAUGGUCUUUUGGAAAACUGGGAAUGAAGAAGAAAUUUUCCAUGACAGCUAGGCUUUAAUUUGUUUGAUAUGUAUAGUGUAGAGCAUUUUAAAUGUAUUCACAUUUGUGCAUGAAUGUGGUUUCAACACAGAUUUGUUUGUAUGCACUGUUUGUGAAUGACUCACUCUCCUGAUCAGUGUAUGUCCACAUGUACACUCUUGCUUCCUUCAUUUUCUAAUGCGAUCAUUCAAAUGCAUUAUAGCUCCGUCUCCAUGCACUGAUGACUGUUUUAUGUAUCUAUCAACUCAAAGAGAUUUUUUAUUUACUGUGGCUUCGUUUAUUUUUUAAGACCGUGACUUAUUUACCAAUGCUUUCACUCUCAUAAUAACCUGACUGGAAUGCACUGAUAUAUAUUAUUUAAUGAAAAAAAAAACUUUA
Messenger RNA from Maylandia zebra (zebra mbuna), 3604 nucleotides. The record is from RefSeq and is a predicted model, not a curated record. Lineage: Eukaryota; Metazoa; Chordata; Actinopteri; Cichliformes; Cichlidae.